Molecule: messenger RNA, 1393 nt
Organism: Cornus florida
Lineage: Eukaryota; Viridiplantae; Streptophyta; Magnoliopsida; Cornales; Cornaceae
Product: gibberellin 2-beta-dioxygenase 3
Exons: 2
Coding region: 68-1183 (371 amino acids)
Source: RefSeq, a predicted model, not a curated record
AAUAAUUGGUGUUACUUAUAAGUCCCACCACAAGUCUUAUGUGCAAGUGUCUCUCUCUAGUCUUGACAUGGCCUCCUCCGCUCACAACGAACACCACCUCCCUAACCCGUACGGCACCAUCACAGCUCCGCCGCCAACGCCGUCGAUCCAACCCAACCCUCUCUCCUCAUCGGACGCCGCCGCUGCGGACGUUCUCUCCCGACUCCUUCAUCGCCUCCCACCCAAUCUCUCCCUCCCUACUCGCCGCUCACCACCACCCACCACCUCUCCUCCCCUCAUCUCUUUCUCCGACCCAAACCCAACUCUCCUAACCAACCUUCUCUCUGCUUCUUCUCAACUCGGUUUCUUCCAACUCACCCACCACUCAAUACCCUCCCAACUCGCUCACUCAGCCGAGUCCGAUUCACUCUCUCUUUUCAACCUCCCUCACGAUCAGAAACAGCUGUUUUUCCCCAAAAACUGGCCCCACGGCUAUGACGGCGAUGACGACGAAGAUAACGGUGGAACGGGUGACUCGUUCUGUUUCGACUCGUCUUGUUCUACUGAGUCAACCGAGUUGUCUUUAGCUUCUCUGGGAGAGUUCGCACGUGAAAUGGAGAGAGUGGGAUUGGAGGUCAUCGGAGCGCUAUCCUGCGCAGUGGGUUUUGAGAACCCGGUCCGGGAGGACCUCAGUCGGGUCUGUUCGUUGAUGUGGGUAUCCGAGGGCACAACCGGUAAUAAACCGGCUAUGUCGGGUAAGUUUUACCCGUUUAUAGUCGGUUUACAGUAUCAGAUCAGGUGCCAGAAAUAUUCUUUGUUGUCGGACUCGGGUUGGGUUUCUGUGUCGCCCCAGGUCGACUCGGUCUUGGUCACACUUGGUGACAUUGCUCAGGUUUGGAGCAAUGGGAAAUUAAAGAAAGUAAGAGGAAGGCCAGUGCCAAGCUUGAAAGAUGGCAACGACACACGGUGCAUAUCAAUGUCACUGCUGCUCACUCUUCCUAUAGACAGCACCGUCUCCACCAUCAUUCCAGGGCUAGUUGCCGGUGGCGGCGAAGAAGAUGAAAUCAAUAGAGAUGAUGGUGGUCGUGUGGAUAUUAUUGGAGAAGUUAGAGUCUUCAACUCAUUUCCUUUCGAGGACUAUGCUUGGAGAGUCUACCAUGAAAGGCUUCUUCUCAAGGACCCGCUCGACAGACACCGUGUCUAAGUUUUGCUGCUUUUGAUUUGUAGUUUGUUUCUGAUGUGUUGCUGUUUUCCUUUUGCUUAGUGACACAAAGAUCUCUCUUGUAUUUUUGCUUGAAAUCCCUCAUUUAUGAUUGGGAGCCAAAUUUUAGUUGUGUAUGAUUGUAAUUGAGUUUGACAAUUUGGUAUUGUAAAAGUUUAAAAUGAGAGAAAUGUUGUAACUUAUUCAUGUUAA